UGAAGGAUGAGGACUUGUCUUUAAGGAUGACAGUGUGCAGGAAAGGCCAUCCACUGCCGCCCCCUGCCCUGGGCACUUAGUGCUCCUCAAACUCCUCACUGCCCUCUCUACUGUCGAGCCUGUCUACUCCUCUGAGGUCCACACUCUGGGCUCCCCAGGACAGGGCUUAGCCAGAAACGGCUGUGGCCCCCUGUCUGGCAUGGCAAUGUCUCUCUCCACUGUAACCUGUCCUUAGACAAUUCGACCAUCCAGGUUGGCUUUCUUCACCCCUGCCUUCACCCAAAGGACCUGCCCUCCACCUCUCCAGCCAGGUCCAGGCUCCUCGUUGCACCUCCCCGGUCAUGAGCACCCCUUUGCCCUCCCACCCAGGCCCGGCACCCUCCAGCCAUCCCAGGACUCUCCUCCUAAUCUUGGGCGGCAUCUCUGCUGGCUGAGCUGGAGAAUUCCGGGAUCCAGGCCAUACUCCUUAGCAGACAGCCCCAUCCUUGGAAGGAGGAACAGGAGAGAGACCGGGGAGGGACUGGGGAGGGGGCCGUUGAUGGAAACAAGGUCAAGCCAGAAGCCCUGGGGGUACGGGCUGGAAUUGAGGGGAAAGCAGAGGAAGAGGGGCCAGCAGGGAGGUAUUUGUGGGGGAGGGUCAGCAGUUAUCUUUCCAAAGAUGGGGGCCACACCGGCCUGGUUAUUCUUGUCACCUAUGUGGUGGUAAGAGACGGAAGAGGGAGGAAGACAGAGCAAGGGAAGCAGGGCCCGGGCUCCGAGGCUAGUGGGUGUAGCUGUCCAAGCGUCUGGGUGGGUCCCAGCAGAAGAGCACCUGGCCCAGGCUUCCCCCAGGGACAUAUGUCUCUCACCUUCCCAUCCUCUCAGACGGCCCAACCCUCUCCCCACAGCGACCCUGACAGCAUCAUCUCCAGUGCAGGCGUGGCCCAGCUCCCCCUUGGAGAGAGGGGGCAGCAAGGUGGAACUGCAUGGGGGUAUUUGAGAGAAAGCGAGUCCUGUGCGAUUUCAGCCACAGCAGUGGCCCGGGCAGGCGUGUGACCCCACUGCUGUGGAGGGGCUGUGCCCCAGGACCACAUGUCUUCCUACCAUCCGCUCCCCAGAGCGCUGCCUGCUGUGCACCUGGGUCCCGGCCCCUCUCCACCUGGCGUGGACCGCAACCCUCCCGUGCUCCGUUCCCACCGCAGGCUUUCUCCAGCCCAACCUCCAAGGCGCUCAGAAUCAGAGCCCAGUUAAGAAUAAAUUCCAGAUCCUCUUCUUUGGCCCACCUGUGCCCCGCCCCACUCUACCCAGAAGUGCAAGAGCCUAAACCGCCUCCAUGGCCCCAGGAAGGAUUCAGGGGAGAGGCCCCAUACAGGGAGCCACUCCAGCCAGACAGCACGGCCAGAAUGGAGCUGACUGAGCUGCUCCUCGUGGUCCUGCUGCUCCUCACUGCAAGACUAACCCUGUCCAGCCCGGCUCCUCCUGCCUGUGACCCCCGGCUCCUGAAUAAACUGCUUCGUGAUUCCCACGUCCUUCACGGCAGACUGAGCCAGUGCCCUGACGUUAAGCCUCUGCCCACCCCUGUCCUGCUGCCUGCUGUGGACUUCAGCUUGGGGGAAUGGAAAACCCAGACAGAGCAGACCAAGGCACAGGACCUUCUAGGAGCAGUGACCCUUCUGCUGGAGGGAGUGAUGGCAGCACGGGGACAGCUUGGUCCCACCUGCCUCUCAUCCCUCCUGGGACAGCUCUCUGGACAGGUUCGCCUCCUCCUUGGGGCCUUGCAAGGCCUACUCGGAACCCAGCUUCCUCCACAGGGCAGGACCACAGCUCACAAGGAUCCCAACGCCAUCUUCCUGAGCUUCCAACAACUGCUGCGGGGAAAGGUGCGCUUCCUGCUUCUUAUAGGCGGGCCCGCCCUCUGCGCCAGGCGAGCCCCACCCGCCACAGCUGUCCCACGCAGCACCUCUCUGCUCCUCGCGCUGAACCAGCUCCCAAACAGGACUUCCGGAUUGCUGGAGACAGACACCAGUGUCCCAGCCAGAACUACGGGCUCUGGACUUCUCAGCAGGCUGCAGGGGCUCAGAGCCAAGGUUCCUGGUCUGCUAAACCAAACCUCCAGGUCCCUGGACCAAAUUCCUGCAUACCUGAACAGGACACGUGCACUCUUGAGUGGAACUCAUGGACUUUUUGCCAGACCCUCACCCAAGACCUUAGGAGCCCUAGACAGUCCCCCGGGAACUGCAGACACAGGCUCCCUGACACCCAACCUCCAGCCUGGAUAUGCUUCCCCAACCCACCCUCCUACUGAACAGUACACCAUACCCCUCUCUCCUUCACCCACCUUGCCCACCCCCAUGGUCCAGCUCCACCCCCAGCCUGCUGCCCCUUCUGCUACCAUGCCCAACCCUCCGGGCCCCCUUCUGAUCGCAGCCCAGCCUCACUCCCAGAAGCCGUCUCUGGAGGCAUAAGGUACUCAGGUGCUGUCAGCAUCGGCAAUGUCUCUCCUUCCCGAGAGGCCUAGGAGACAACUGCAGCUGUACCGAUUUCCUGCACCCACCUGGAACUCAAAACCCUGGUAAAGGGGCACUGAUACACAGGACAAAAAGAGGAUCGUUUCUCACUGUACAUUAUACAACUUCAGAAGCUAUUUUUUUAAGCUAUCAACAAAGUUCUUUAGAGCA
Molecule: messenger RNA, 2657 nt
Organism: Tupaia belangeri chinensis (Chinese tree shrew)
Lineage: Eukaryota; Metazoa; Chordata; Mammalia; Scandentia; Tupaiidae
Gene: THPO
Product: thrombopoietin
Exons: 8
Coding region: 966-2444 (492 amino acids)
Biological process (GO): cell population proliferation; thrombopoietin-mediated signaling pathway; positive regulation of hematopoietic stem cell proliferation
Cellular component (GO): extracellular region
Molecular function (GO): cytokine activity; hormone activity
Source: RefSeq, a predicted model, not a curated record